AUGGCCGACCCCACCUCUACCGAUACGCCCGUCUUGUCGGCAGUGCCAUCGGCUGUCGCCUCCAACGCUGCCACUCCGCAGUCCCUGCCUCCCAUGGACAACGAGGAGCGCGAGAAGUCAAUCAAGGUCUCCCUGGCCGACCUGACAGCCAAGGCCACAGCCCUGUACGCCCAGAAGAAUUAUGAGGAGGCCGCCGAGGUCUAUGCCCAGGCUGCUGAGAUGCAGGCCGAGUUCAACGGCGAGAUGAGCCCCGAGAACGCCGACAUCCUGUACCUCUACGGCCGCACCCUGUUCAAGGUCGGCCAGAGCAAGAGCGACGUGCUCGGCGGCCAAGCCGGCGCCGAGAAGAAGAAGCCCAAGGCAAACGGCGCCGCCAAACCCCAGAAGGGGGCCGCCGAGUCCAGCGCCGCCCCAGCCGCUUCCGAGCAGGACAAGUCGCAGGCAGAGGAGAUCGCCGAGGAGAAGGUUGCCCUUGUUGCCAAGAAUGCCAGCGGAAGCGGUCUGCAGGAAGGCGACGAGGUGCCCGAGGCCAAGAAGCCCCUCUUCCAGUUCACGGGCGACGAGAACUUUGAGGACUCGGACGACGAAGAGGCCGGCGAGGGCGAGGGUGAGGGCGAGGAGGAAGAGGAAGACGACGACCUUGCCGUCGCGUUCGAAGUGCUCGACCUCUCCCGCGUUCUUUUCGAGAAGGCGUUGGAGCAGCAAGAGGCGCAGAACGCCGAAGGCAAGGGCAAGGAGACGGUACAAGCAGAUUCGCCUGCCGUCAGACAUAUCAAAGACCGCCUGGCCGAUACCCACGAUCUCCUUGCCGAGAUCUCGCUUGAGAAUGAGAAGUACCCCCUUGCCAUUCACGAUGCCCGAGCCUCCCUGCAAUACAAGCUGGCACUGUACCCAGAAGAGUCUGAGAUCAGAGCCGAGGCGCACUUCAAGCUGUCGCUGGCUCUCGAGUUUGCCUCGGUCACAACAAGCGACGAGGAGAGACAGGCAGAAGGCGCCAAGACGGUCGACCAGGGACUGCGUGAUGAGGCCGCCGUCGAGCUCGAGAAGGCCAUCACCAGCACCAAGCUCAAGCUCCAGAACGAGGAGGUCACUCUGGCCACGCUUCACGCCCCUGAGGAGAAUGACGUCUCGCGCAAGAAGAUUGCCGAGGUCAAGGAGAUCAUUGCAGAUAUGGAGCAGCGGUUGAUCGAGCUCAAGAAGCCGCCGGUGGAUGUGGAGGGCGUGCUCGGGGCGGAGAACCCGAUGACGGGCAUCCUAGGUGCAGCCCUGGGCGAGUCGCCGGCACAGGCCCAGGCGCGCAUCGAGGAGGCCAAGAAGGGCGCCACCGAUCUUUCUGGCUUCGUGCGCAAGAAGGAGAAGAAGGCCGAGCCAUCGCCAGGUCCCGAGACGAAUGGCAAGCGCAAGGCCGAGGACGCCGUCGAGGGCGAGGAUCCUAAGAAAGCCAAGACCGAGGAAGCGGCCCCGGCAACUGAGGCGUAG
Neoarthrinium moseri is the source of this 1479-nucleotide messenger RNA. RefSeq lists its product as uncharacterized. Bases 1 to 1479 code for a protein of 492 amino acids. The transcript is spliced from 3 exons. Gene Ontology annotation, molecular function: histone binding. The record is from RefSeq and is a predicted model, not a curated record. Gene Ontology annotation, cellular component: nucleoplasm. Lineage: Eukaryota; Fungi; Ascomycota; Sordariomycetes; Amphisphaeriales; Apiosporaceae. Gene Ontology annotation, biological process: CENP-A containing chromatin assembly; DNA replication-dependent chromatin assembly.